Messenger RNA from Puntigrus tetrazona (Sumatra barb), 708 nucleotides. Its product is annotated as glycogenin-1-like. The record is from RefSeq and is a predicted model, not a curated record. Lineage: Eukaryota; Metazoa; Chordata; Actinopteri; Cypriniformes; Cyprinidae. Gene Ontology annotation, cellular component: cytoplasm. The annotation marks the transcript as partial. The transcript has 5 exons. Gene Ontology annotation, molecular function: glycosyltransferase activity.
UGCAUACAAUAAAAGAUGGUGUUUUUGUGUGUUACAGACCAGGCUUUUGUCACCCUUGCCACAACUGACAAUUAUGCCAAAGGAGCAAUGGUACUUGGCAAGUCGUUGAGGAACCACAACACAUCGAGGAAACUAGUGGCCCUGAUUGGCCCCCAUGUCUCUGAACCCUCCAGAGCAGUGCUUCGCAAGGUCUAUGACGAGGUCAGGCUGGUGGAUGUGCUGGACAGUAGGGAUGCUGCACACUUGGCCAUGAUGAAGAGACCUGACCUGGGCGUCACCUUCACCAAACUCCACUGCUGGACUCUUACAGAAUACUCUAAAUGUGUGUUUAUGGAUGCAGAUACUCUAGUUUUGUCUAACAUAGAUGAGUUAUUUGAUCGAGAGGAGCUCUCUGCCGCACCAGAUCCCGGUUGGCCUGAUUGCUUCAACUCUGGUGUGUUUGUCUUCCGUCCGUCCAACGAGACCUAUGGGCAGCUUCUCACCGCUUGUUCAGAGAAUGGCAGCUUUGAUGGAGGAGACCAAGGAGUCCUGAACGGCUUCUUCGGCGACUGGGCAACAGCCGACAUCAACAAACACCUCCCUUUCAUCUACAACAUGAGCAGCAUAGCCAUCUACACGUACCUCCCUGCGUUUAAACAAUACGGUGCAAACGCGAAGGUGGUGCACUUCCUGGGCCAGAUGAAGCCGUGGAGCUACACGUAUAACCCC